Leguminivora glycinivorella is the source of this 1265-nucleotide messenger RNA. RefSeq lists its product as uncharacterized. Lineage: Eukaryota; Metazoa; Arthropoda; Insecta; Lepidoptera; Tortricidae. The transcript is spliced from 2 exons. The coding region runs from base 493 to 1140 and encodes 215 amino acids. The record is from RefSeq and is a predicted model, not a curated record.
UUAGGUACUAUCCUAGGUAAAAUAUUAGAGCGCCUCCUUCAUCCUGAACUGCUCAAGAACAUUGAUAUUGAUGACGCGCAAUUUGGUUUCCGGACCGGUCUUUCGACGGAUGACGCUAUAUUUAGCCUCAAAAACACAAUCAGCCACUACACGUCUCGCAAAACAACGAUCUAUGCAUGUUUUUUAGACCUCAGCCGCGCAUUUGAUCUUGUCAAUUACGACAUCUUGUGGGCGAAGUUACGUGCUUCUCGAGUGCCUAAUAGAGUGAUUAAUUUGCUGAGGUACUGGUACGGAAACCAAAUAAACGUUGUGAAAUGGGGCGACGCAACCUCUAGCGAAUUUAGGCUAGAAUGUGGAGUUCGUCAAGGCGGGGUUACGUCUCCGGACCUGUUUAACCUGUAUGUGAAUGGCCUCAUUGAGGAGCUGAGAAGCACCAAGAUCGGCUGUCAUGUGGGAAAUGUUUGCGUGAAUAACCUGAGUUAUGCGGACGAUAUGGUGCUGCUCAGCCCCUCAAUCAAGGGUAUGAGGAGGCUUCUUUCGGUCUGUGAGCAUUAUGCUAAUGCACACGGCCUGAAAUAUAAUGUUUCCAAGACCGAGAUGAUGGUAUUCGCGUCGGGUUCUGGACCGGACAACGUACCUCCGGUGUAUCUGAACGGAGUGAAGAUCAAUGUUGUUGAGCGGUUCAAGUAUUUAGGACAUUUGUUGACGGAACGGCUGCAUGACGACGAAGAUAUCGAACGCGAGCGGAGGGCUCUUGCUGUCAGAGGUAACAUGCUCGCUAGACGCUUUUCUAAGUGUAGCAAAGAUGUAAAGACCACACUCUUUAAGGCGUACUGCUUAGGUAUGUACACCUCCCAGCUGUGGGUAACGUUUACAAAAAAGGCAAUGAGCCGAAUAAGAGUUCAGUAUAAUGACGCAUUCCGAGCUCUUAUGCGGCUGCCCAGAUGCUGCAGUGCGUCGAGCAUGUUCGCAGAUGCGGGAGUUCCCGACUUUUUCGCGAUAAUUAGAACCCGCGUUGCCUCCUUCUGGAGAAGACUGCGCCACUCUAGCAACAAAAUACUUGUGGUUGUCUCUGACGAUAUAAGAAGUCCGGUGUUUAAACACUGGAAUUCCAUUCACAUGGACCAGAACAAAAAAUGACACAGCACUGAUCUAGUGCUAUAUUAUUAUUAAUUUUAUUUUUUAAAUGAGUGGCACCCCUUUACAGUGUCAAGACACUUAAUUUGAUUCUUCUAUUAUAUUUAGUUUUAAGCUAGUUGUAACCU